AUGGCGCUUCCAGAUGCUACCGGCGGUGUUGCUGUUGUUGGAGUUUCCGAGGCUUGCUGGCUCUGCAGGGAGGAUUUCGUGACUGAUGGAGAUUUGGACAUAGAUGCUUUGAAGGGCCUCGGUUUCCCAAGGGACUGGCCGCAAGUCUACACGGGCAGUGACGCGCUGAAGUCCAUGAUCGGGAAACGGGGGCGAAUCCCGGCCAAACGAGUUGCUGUUGCAGGGCCACCAACGCCGGAGCAGCUCUCGAAGCUCCCCCCGGUGUCGGAUCUUCACCUUGUUCCUCUGCACAGCUUUGGCAACGCAGAGACUUUGGCGAAACAUGCUGGACUAGGAGUAGUGAAGGGCUGGGCAGUCUUCGAGCGUUUGGACAAACCUAAAGGGACCGCUUUCGUUGCCGAGCGCUACUGGUGGAACUCUUUUCCGGAGGGCACCUGGAUCGAUUUGACUCCGCGCCCUCAGUCAUGGCAGCAGCUGCUGCUGGCAGAGCCAAUAACACUCGAGGAAAGCAAAAAGAAAACGGUCCUUAGCAAGGAGGUGUCGCAGCUCCUCUGCCAGCUGCUGAGUCAGAGAUUCCCGACUUACGUGCCCAAACAGCCACAAGUCAAAGAUAGAAAGGCAGGAGAUGCCAAAGCGAAGCCGAUGCCCGAGAGCACUAGCGACGCCAUCAAGAAGCAGUCUGGAUAUGUUGCCAGUGAAAGGGACAAACGAGGUGAACGGAAAGCCCAAAAGAGUGGUGUCGAUUAUUCCAAGUUCGACAACAUCGAGGACUCGGACGACGAGAAAUUGGUCCCCAAGCAAGCGCUUACCUUGCCCAUGGGCCUGCCAAGGGAGGCCGUUUCCCGUCAGGACUAUGACAACGUUUGGAGGGCUCUGCUGCAGGACAAGCGGCUCCCAUUCACGCCUGCACCAGACUUGGAUCAAAUGUGGGGGUACUACAAGUAUGGUGGCAUGGAUGAGCAGGCCUUGUUGGAUCAGGCCUGCGAGGUUCUUGGGAAGUUCCCCUGCAGAUUGGAUCCCGCAGACUGGAAAGCGAAGACUUACACCCUCACCAAGAAGCUUGAGAUGGAGAGCCGUGAGGACGAGGCCAGGAUGUGGUCGAUCAUUUGCAUCCUUCGUUUUCCAGACGCGGAUGCCUACUACAACCAGGGUGUGCUUUUGAACAAGCUCUGUGACAAAGUGAAAUUCGGCGGUGCAUUGCAGGUGAAGCUGCCGGCCCUGGACGCCGCUCAGGCGAAGAUGGUUCCGGUAGAGCAGUACUGCUCCCUUUUCUCCAGAGCCGGUGUCAGCUACUAUCGCAAGUCACUGAAAACGGAUCCCAAACAGCGUCCAGCAUACAUCAAUUUGAUUGGCAGCCUCGAACGCAACGAGCCGGCGAAUUGGUACAAUGAUGUGCACGACCUCGCAAUUACAGCUGUGAAGCAUGGGAUUUGGUAUACAAAGUGGCAAAGACCACCACAUUUUGUGCCUUCCUUGCCGGCUAAACCCUUCCACGACAGCAAGGACUUCCCUCUCUCGCGUGACUUAGAGGAGAAUUAUUCCAUCAUCAAGGCAGAGUUCGAGGCCUACAUGGAGAAGUUGGCAAACCGCAAGGACUGGGACGACUCGGACAAGACGCCGGGCCUCGGCGACGUUGGCAAUCGCCCCGGCGCUUUACAUGACGGCGGCCUCAAGAAAUCCGGGAAGUGGCAAGAAGUACCGCUCUUUACCAACUGCGCGAAGCAGCAUGAGUACACUGAACAGUUCCCCGAAACAACUCGAAUUCUACAGACACACUGCGCGGAUGCCACUGGCUUGGCUUUCUGCGGCGGAGGCGACGUGAUUUUUAGUGUCCUGACUCCUGGAACCCGACUGCGGCCGCACUGUGGCCCCAGCAACGCACGGCUGACGUGCCACCUUGCGAUCAGAGUCCCACGCUCUUGCCAGCAGGGCUGUUACAUCCGCGUCGCAGCCGAAGAGCCGCGAGGCUGGGAAGAGGGACGCUGCCUGGUGUUCGAUGACUCGUUUGAGCACGAGGUCGUUUUUGCUGAGGCGAGGGCAGACGAACCUUAUCCUGGCAACCGGGUUGUACUCCUGGCCAAUUUCUGGCACCCUGAUUUCGGCUUCAAGAACGAUCCUGAGUGGCGGCAGAAAUCGGAUGCAAUGAUGGCAUCUGUGGAUGUGGAAACCCUUCCGCAGACAUCCAUUAUGAAAACUCCGGCUCAGCCUUGA
This is a messenger RNA of Symbiodinium sp. CCMP2456, 2211 nucleotides long. Lineage: Eukaryota; Dinophyceae; Suessiales; Symbiodiniaceae. The record is from the annotation of a GenBank genome assembly.